Messenger RNA from Arthroderma uncinatum, 2475 nucleotides. RefSeq lists its product as uncharacterized. Gene Ontology annotation, biological process: proteolysis. The record is from RefSeq and is a predicted model, not a curated record. Lineage: Eukaryota; Fungi; Ascomycota; Eurotiomycetes; Onygenales; Arthrodermataceae. The transcript is spliced from 4 exons. Bases 1 to 2475 code for a protein of 824 amino acids. Gene Ontology annotation, molecular function: cysteine-type peptidase activity.
AUGAUGGCCCGGAAUACGGCAGAGUUGCAGAUCUGGAGAGCAACGAGAAUAUACAUUCGAAAGCUUGACGCUAUUCUUUCCGACGAAAUCAUACAGCUGGGCAUCUUGCAGCUUGUGUAUGGCCGUAUUUUGCCGGGUAAAAACCCUCCGCGCGCUGCAGAGUCUUCGCAAGCGCUUAUUGCCGAAAUAGAUGAAAGCCUGGCGCUUGAGGCGUCGGCGGAAAGUAAGUGGACCAACGGCCGUCGUCCGAAGCCCAGUCGCCGCUUGUCCAGUGGGCACGCUGGGGACAUUUCGGAAGCCAGAACCGCCGAACGUGGCGAUGGCGAUGUAAACGCUGGGGGGGAUGGCGAUUCUGGAUCAGGCGACGAAGCCGAUGACGGCAGCGAAGACGCCCGCGACGAUAGCGGCAGCGAAGUCACGGCGGAGGAUCCCUGGAGCCAUCCGAACACUCUGCCACCGUUCCUGUCGGCUGACUGCUGUCGCGAGCUAGAGUUGACUGGCGAUAGCAGGGCUUCGGACGCCCGCAGGGGCGACCACCUAAACACGGCGGGGUCACCGAUUACAACGUCCCCAUGGCAAGGUGUCAGCCUCGGCGCAGGCGGCGGCCCCCCCGUCGAGAUUGACCCGCUCUUCGUCCCCCAGGGCCCGGCGGACUAUGCGCUUAGCUUAGCCGCGGGAACUAUCGCCAUGACACCGCCGCCAUCCGACCCCCAGUGGCCAUCGUUUCCCGGCGAGAUCAACGAAUUUGAUAUCAACGCAUUCUGCGACCUCGACGGCCCCGGGCCCGUGGCUGAUGACGUGUGGGAUGGUGUCGGCGCCAGCCGUGGCGAGAGCCCGUUCUCAGUCGCCUCUUCCCGCGUGUCUUCGCAUGGAGGCCGCGAAGACGGCUCCGUGCAGGACGUUAACUUUCCCCUCACCAAUGACGUUGAGGGCCUGCUGGCCGUUGUUCGAGAGCUCUAUUCGAAGGCGGCGUUUGAGCUCGACUGGGGAGUGUACACGAGCGGUGAUAUCGUUGCCAUGCUGAAUUGCCUCCGGCCAGAGGAGUGGGUGAGCGGCGCCCUAGUAAACUACUUCAGCAGAAAGCUUUCCAGCAGGGAAAACGUCCGAGUUCUGGAUAGCGACUGGUACUCAUUGGACGGCGAGUCGCUACCGGACAUCAAGCCGGCGUCGGUGGCCCCUGUUCUUAUCCCUUGCUUUCACUUGGCGCACUGGUCUUUGAUCCACGUCGACCCCGCCGGCGGCCAGGUCACGCACUACGACUCCCUAGCGGUGGGCAACGGCGGCCACACUGCGGUGGGCGGCGGCUGUUGUCACUGCACGAAGGCCACCUCCGCGCUCGCGGAGUCGUUGCAGCGCCAGGGUUGGACGAUACCGGCAUGGCAGUUUAACGCCGCCAGCUGCCAGUGGCAGAGCGGAGCCGACGACUGUGGGGUCUUCAUGCUUUGGUUCAUGAAGUGCUGCGCGGAAGGCAAGCUCGUGCCUCAGCCACCCCCAAAAAACGUCCGCUUCGAGCUUGCCGACGAGGUCGUGCGUGACCUGAGGACAUGCGGCAAGAAGCAAGCCCUGCGCGGGGUUAUAGGCGGCUCGAAGCGCAGCUUCGAGUAUCUAGAGUGCCUGACGCCCGGCAGCCAGGAGGGCCAGGACACAUUGCUGGACGCCGGCUGGGAAGCGUACCUGGUGGGGUGGCCCCACGGGAGCCUGCUUGACGAGUGGAGACGGCUCUCCACUGUCCAGGUCAACGGCCAAGCACUAGGCCUGAACCGUGCACGCCGGCUGAUGCAGCUUGCCUUCAACAUCGCGUCGCCGGAGGUCUUCGUGGGGCUGAAGCGCAGCAUAGUCCACCUGAGGCAGAGGGGCCGCCAAGCGCCGUUCGGCGAAGAUAUAUGUGGCAUCUACAGCUCGGGCGUCUGGCACACCAAGAAUGAGGAAAACUCGCUCGUGGCCAUGAGGCUGAUCAGCUGGUAUAUCCACGACGAAGUUACCAGGAUGUGUGAAGGGCAAAGUAAGCGGAAGGGAAUAGUCAGGAAGAUGAUUGAUAGGCUCGGGACAUCUAUCUACGAGGGGCUGCCGUCGCCGCCAAGCAAGCUAGACGUCAAACAGCGGAUCGCGAAUUGGUAUCGGCGCGGCCUUGAGUGGUCGCGGCUGGUGUGCAGUUUCGACGACGUAAACGUACUCUGCCUCCUGCCGCGGGAUAUGAAUAUAGUCCCGGACAGCAAAGGGAUCAUGUCCAACGAAUACCGGGACCUUAGGGCGGGCGAAUGCCCAGAGCUGGGGAAGAUCGUUAGGUUCGCCAGGCCGAACUUCAGGCAGUCGAUCCCGAAAGAGGUCUACGGAAUGUUUGCUCGCGCCGAGAUUCCCCGGCAACGUUUCAACAUCGAACUCUGGAGCGACCAGGAAAUCCGCGACAUGCCCCUGGACUCCGACAUGUUCCUACGAGCUUUCGAGUGGGUGGAUGGAGCUGCUGAACCGGCCUAG